AUGUUCUGUAUUACGUUCGGGAACUUUGAUGCAGCAAAGAUAAUGCAACGUUUUUCAUUUGUUGUUGUUAUUGUUGUAACAUUAGGGCUACAGCAAACUAUCGAAACCGGUGGUAGAACAUCUAUCGUGUCCUCAUUCCGAUUGAACGUCACCACUGAAUUUCCAUUUUUAGUUGGCUUAACUACCAGAAAAAUAGAUGAUGAAAUGAACUGGAAGGCUGUCAUCUGCUCAGGAACCCUGAUAUCUUCGGUGUUCGUUUUGUCAUCGGCGUAUUGCACGUCGCGUUUGACAACCACGACCAAGUUGAGUUCAGAGGGCACUACAUUAAUUGCGUAUUGGAGGACACCUGGCAACUCCAUCAAAUACCACCGGGCCAUAAGUGUUUAUAUCCAUCCGUCAUACGAUAAAGCCACACGCAUGUUUGAUUUAUCGCUGAUAAAACUCAAGAAACCGUUUCAAUAUGUUGAACGUUUUGUCGGACUAUCGUCAAGAACGUUCAAUAGUGAUGUUGAACUGAAUUGCGUUGUUGUAGGGAUUGGUGCACCUCAUGAACGUAGUUACAAGGUACCAGUACGUGUCAAGUAUGGCCGCACUGCUUGUCGUAUUCCAAAAUCAAACCCUGGUUUUGAGUACGUGAUCGGAUUUACUUGGGCAGAUUUCUUGUGUGCCGAGACAAUAGGCCCGGCAGUUACGCGAUUGCCGUGUGACCGGGCUGACCCACUGUUGUGCUCCAGUGGUCGGUAUCAGUAUGGAAUCUUUAGCUAUGGGUACGAUGGCACAAAUGCAUCUCCAGCGACAGAAGCGACUGAAUGCGGAGAUUCGGUCAUUCAGGGAAGACUCUUGUUUGUCAAUAGGUACGCUGGCUGGAUUUCUGAAACAAUGACGAAACUCAUAGCAAACCACGAUGGCGGCUCGCAACAGUCAGACAAAGAUUAUAAGACGACAACGAGGCAUCGUCACCCCACUCGGCUACGAUCGACAACCAACUCAACUCAAACAGUAGUGCCGCAAGUAACCUGCACUGACCGCUUGGAAGUCGAUUAUCCAUAUCUGGUAUACUUGGAAGGUCUACCUGACGAACCGGUGUGUGGCGGCACUCUGGUAUCGCCCUGGCACGUGCUUACAACCGCUUACUGCACGACGAGAAUGACCGAAAUUGUGGUGACCGUUACAACAUACCAUAGACAAUGCUCGAACGCAAGCUUCGUUUAUAUUCAUCCGGAUUUCGACUCGUACACACUAACCGCGGACAUCAGCAUCGUAGUUUUACGUGAACCGUUAAACGUGCCUAGGUAUGCACAGCUACCAAAUAUUAUCAAUGGUCCGAUCGACGAUAACUUCACUACUAAAGCUCUGGCUUGCGUAGUGGUAGCAACAAGACGGCUGACACCUUAUUAUUACAUUCCAGUCAAUGUCAUGUACGGGCUCAAAGCUUGUCCAGAGUCAAUCGACUUAGAAACUCAGACAAUUGUCAGCAAGACAUGGCGCGAGUUCAUCUGCGGGAUGCCAAAUCAACUACUUCGAAAUGACACAGGAGAUCCUUUAAUCUGCGACGGAUUGCAGUAUGGUAUAAUUAGUCACACGUACCGGACUAAGAUUCAAGCCUCCAAAACUGGAAGUAUCGAUCAAGUUCGUUUCUUGAUAGUUAACUACCAUAAAGAGUGGAUCGAUAAUGUAAUCGUGGCCGAUAAUCGAUUCGGCACUAAUGACGGUUGCCCGCACACAUUCUCUGGAUUCGCGAUCAAUUUGGUUCUGCUGCUGCUCAUAAUCAUAUUCCAAUUAUUGUCACAGCUUAGGUAGAAAAUCAUACAAUGAUUACGAAUAUUACA
Messenger RNA from Melanaphis sacchari, 1829 nucleotides. RefSeq lists its product as uncharacterized. Bases 1 to 1800 code for a protein of 599 amino acids. Lineage: Eukaryota; Metazoa; Arthropoda; Insecta; Hemiptera; Aphididae. The transcript is spliced from 7 exons. Gene Ontology annotation, molecular function: serine-type endopeptidase activity. Gene Ontology annotation, biological process: proteolysis. The record is from RefSeq and is a predicted model, not a curated record.